AUGCUAAUCUCAUCGGACAGUACAAACCAGUUAACGCAGGCCAGCAAAAAUCACCUAGACACAUGCGACGCGCAAUUUGAAACUGACCAAGUUGACUAUACCUAUCACGAUAUGGUUGGCUAUAAAAACAUUUGCAAUGAAUACCGCAAUAUAUUGCGACAUAAACUGGACUCAGAGCUGCACACUUUUAUACAAGAUUUAAAAUAUGCCCAAAAGUGUGCUGGCACAUUUAAAACACAACUAGCUGAUUGUUAUCGCGAGUGCACCGUGGCCGAGUACUAUGCUCAAAUUCAGCUAUACACUGAAUAUCAGCGCUUAUACAGGGAGUGUACGGAUAGAUAUAACCGGUAUUAUAGCGACCAAACGGCCUGUAAUAUUAUGAACGAUAAUCUCGGCGAUGAUCUCAAGCAUACGAUUAACACGUUUUACGGAUCGCUCGUGAGAUGUCAGGAAUGGCUGGAGAGUUGUCUGCAUAGGUAUGGCGAGAGAUUGGAUGAGGCAUAUGAUAAUGUCGAUCUUUCUGAUGAGUUUAAUAAAGGUAUACCCGAAGAGUUGAGAGAGUAUAGGUUUGAGGGCAAGUUUUAUCCGGAGACCUUGAUCAUCUUCAAGAUGUCCAUGAUGAACAAGUUUAUGAUGGUUGCGUUGAUGAUGGUAGCGAUUAUGUAUGCUGUACUCAUUAAUGUAGCAGUUGUUGAAGGAUGUGCCGACCCGGUGGAUUGUCCAAGUUUGGAAUAUUACUGCAAUUCAUACACAGGUGCCUGUAUUCAUGAUCCAUGGUAAAUAUAAAUUACCAAUAUAAUUUGAAUGUUACAUUAAUAUAAAUUUUACAA
Messenger RNA from Medioppia subpectinata, 830 nucleotides. The record is from the annotation of a GenBank genome assembly. Lineage: Eukaryota; Metazoa; Arthropoda; Arachnida; Sarcoptiformes; Oppiidae.